UUGUUCGCGCAGCCAAUGGGAACUGAGGACAGCGGAGGGGAUGGUAUAAAUAGCAAGGUGACAGCAGCGCGGCAGCCACUCAACACGACAGCAGCGCAGAGAGAGGCUCGGGGAGGACCGGCUUGAGUUAAUUCAUUACUAAAUCGACCGCCACAAUGUACGCUUGUGCUAAAUUCGUCACCUCUCCUGCUGUGCUUCGCAAUGGAUCCAGGGCUCUGGCAAGGCCAGUGUCGGUGUCUGUGUUCAACCGACCGGAAGCCAAGACUGAGCAGUCCCUGGUUCUGCACAGCGAUGCCACUGCCCUGCAGAUCCUGAGCCGCGGGUUCCAGACCAGCGCAGUGUCCCGGGACAUCGACACGGCCGCCAAGUUCAUCGGAGCAGGAGCCGCCACCGUGGGCGUGGCCGGGUCAGGAGCUGGCAUUGGGACCGUGUUCGGCAGCCUGAUCAUCGGAUACGCCAGGAAUCCUUCACUGAAGCAGCAGCUCUUCUCCUACGCUAUCCUGGGCUUUGCCUUGUCUGAAGCGAUGGGUCUCUUCUGUCUGAUGGUUGCGUUCCUCAUCCUGUUCGCGAUGUAAACUCCCCCCCCUCACACUUGGAAGGGUCCAGGGGGGAGGUUAUGGCCCCUGAGGGCCCUGCCCCCUGGGUGUGUGAAAACCUGACGUGCAGAUUGAGGCUGUGGGAUCGCCAUUCCAUUCGUUUCUGUUUUAAAAACUUUAGCGUCUUUUUUGUUAUGUAAUACUAUUUUGUGUUUUUUUUUUUUUUUUCGUUUUAGGCAAAUGUCUAAAUAAAAAAUAAAAAUAAAAAAAGGGUUUAA
Acipenser ruthenus (sterlet) is the source of this 814-nucleotide messenger RNA. RefSeq names its product ATP synthase F(0) complex subunit C3, mitochondrial-like. NCBI's taxonomy places the organism in Eukaryota, Metazoa, Chordata, Actinopteri, Acipenseriformes, Acipenseridae. Bases 156 to 575 code for a protein of 139 amino acids. The record is from RefSeq and is a predicted model, not a curated record. The transcript has 5 exons. Gene Ontology annotation, molecular function: proton transmembrane transporter activity. Gene Ontology annotation, biological process: proton transmembrane transport; proton motive force-driven ATP synthesis.